AUGCCGGAGACCUCCCCAGCUUUGCUGUGGACCGGGAAGGUUGGCGAUGCGUCUGCGUUCCGUGUCUGGGGAUCUCGGGCGUUUGUCCGCGACUUGUCUGCGGAAAAUAUGUCCCCUCGUGCUACUCCUUGCGUCUUCCUUGGCUUCCCCCCUGACGCGCCUGGGUGGCAGUUCUACCACCCCACCUCUUGCCGUGUUCUGUCCUCCCAGGACGUCACGUUUAACGAGUCGGUCCCCUACUACCGCCUCUUCCCCUACCGCACUCCGUCCCUCCCCCCGCCUCCGCUCUUCCUUGUGCCAGGUCCCGCCCCGGUAGACCCCCUCCCCCCUCAGGGUCCUGCCCCUUCAGGUGUGUCCCAGGUAGACGCAAUCGAGCCUGUCGAGGUUGCUGGUGACUCUGGUGCUGCUGAGGGUGCUGAGCCUGGGGGUGCUGACUCUGGGGGUGCUGAGCGUUGUGGCCUGAGGGUGCUACUACUGGGGGUUCUGAGCCUGGAGGUGCUGAGCCUGGGGGUGCUACGCCUGGGGGUGCUAAGCCUUGGUGUGCUACGACUGGGGGUGCUGAGCGUGGGGGUGCUACGCCUGGAGGUGCUGAGCCUGGGGGUGCGGAGCCUGAGGGAGCUGGGCCUGCUGUGUCGCGUCUGGCGGUACUGUGCCUGGAGGUCUCCGGGUGCUUCGUCUCGGCGGGAGCCACUCUCUCCACAGGAGCUGCGUGGGAGUGGUUUGCCCGGCGCUGGAGGCGUGCUGCUGGAGCUUGAGGUUCUUCGACUACUGAGGGUGCUGGUGUCGCGGGUCCCGGAGGUGCUCGUACUAGGAGUACUGGAGCUGCUGGGCCUGCGGGUACGACUGGAGCUGGAGCUGCUGAGGGUGUUGGCGCUGAGGCUACCGCUGUCGGUCCUGGAGGCGGUCCUGCUGGGGGUGCUACUGGUGCUGCUGGAGGUCCUGGAGCUACUGGAGCUGCUGGGGGUGCUGGAGCUGGAGGUGCUGCUGGCACUGGUGCUACCACUGGGGGUACUGGUGCUGUCCCUGCUGUCUCUGGAGUCGCCGCGCGGCCUCGGCCCGUACUUCGUUCCGCUCCCUUCAGCAGGUUCUUGGUCUCCCGCCUUCUACUGGUCCUCCUCCUCCCUUAGAGUGUCCACAGCCUGUCCCGUCAUAGUUACAGUUACAGCGGCCUCCCCACUGCCUCCUCCUUCUCCCUACACUGGUCCUACUGGAGGUCUUGCUGAGCGUCGUGAGCCUGCGUUUCGCCCUGCGUCGCCUAUCUGUCCUGCUCGCACUAGUGGUCGUGGUUCGCGUCAGCGACCUCCUCCUGUCCCUGGCACGCAUCGGAUGUCUCUGUGUCCGUCCACUACUCCUCUACGUGCCCCUUUGCCUUCUCCUCCUGAGUCCUCUCUUCCUGCUCUUGCCGACCCGGAGUCGGACUCUCUUCGUGCUGCCAGUCCUACUGUCACGCGUCUCCUUGCUACUCUCAAACACUGA
Messenger RNA from Closterium sp. NIES-65, 1476 nucleotides. NCBI's taxonomy places the organism in Eukaryota, Viridiplantae, Streptophyta, Zygnematophyceae, Desmidiales, Closteriaceae. The record is from the annotation of a GenBank genome assembly.